AAUAUAGAAGAUUAUUCGUGACCUCUUCCACGCUGCCAGCCCCAUCAAUAAUUGAUAAUGUUCUUUCGAAUCCCUGAUCUAUUACAAUGCAAUUGUCGCCCUCGUCCAGAACUCUGCUAUCAAUGACGCGACUCUUUUGUUUUAGUUGGCGACGCUCCCCACGCUACGCCAUGUCUACUAUGUCACAAUCGUCACAAUCUAGCCAAGAACCGUUCAUUCCGGGUGUAGUGCUCAACAGCGAUACUGGGCGGGCUUAUGAGAUUCAAGAAGUUCUCGCAGAGCGGCGAAAGCCCUUUCUAUGCGUAUAUCACGCGCGCGCCGAAGGACGUGACUACGUUAUCAAAAAUAUAAAUCCGGGCGAUUUUCAGUACCAGCUGGAUUUCCAAAGGUCGCUGUCUUCGUGCUCAAAUGUGCGAACAGUGAUUGAUAGCAUUCGCGAGCAUAAACUGUUGAUUUAUCCUUUUUUUAGGGAAGACCUGCUUCAGUUUGUUUUAAAAGGGCCGCCCGAAGCGACAAGAAGGGGUAUUCUUCGAGAGGCUUUGCGUGGUCUUAUUGAGCUACAUGAUAGACAUAUUGCACAUAAUGAUAUAAAACCCAACAACAUUCUCCUCAACUACGAGAUCAUUGACACCGCCACAGGCGAAGUAAAAAUCGAUAAAGUGCAGAUCGCAGACCUGGAGGACUGCGUCGUUGUGCCGCCAGGAAAAUGGCUAAGGGGUCCGCUGUGCGGUAAUCAAAUGUGGAGAAGCCCCGAGGCAUGGGCCCGCUCGCGCCAGAAUCAGGCCUCUGAUGUGUUUUCUUUUGGCGUUGUGAUGAUCUACGUCAUGUUCUACAAGAUGGUCUUUCGCGUCAGCAACGACCAGCUCCAUGCACAAGAGUCGUGGCGCUACAUUCUCCGCCGACACAUAUCCUAUUUUGCUGACAACGAUGGCCUCAAUGGCCUUCUUGAUCACAUUGGGGAAGAAAACCCCUUUCAUAAGCGCCUCAUCGAACUUGCCGGCGACUUUUCUCCACAGGACCCCCGGCAGCCUUUUGAGUAUUGGCAUUUCGUUGACCCAGAUCUAAGGAAUUUAGUAGGCAAAAUGACGAGUUUGGAUCCAACGAAAAGAAUAAGUGCGCGAGAAGCGCUUCAGCAUCGGUGGUUUAGCAAGGCUCUUUGAGGACCACACGGGUCGAUGUCAUAACCUUUUCAAUAAUCAAGAAUUGUACGAUAGUAGCUGAAAACAUUGAGACGCAAAUCUGAAUCUUACAUUCCACUCUAAACAUAUCUAAAUCUUAUACAGGAUGAAGAGGGAGACGGCUAAACAUGAGAUAAAAGCUGGGAA
Messenger RNA from Xylona heveae TC161, 1325 nucleotides. Its product is annotated as kinase-like protein. The record is from RefSeq and is a predicted model, not a curated record. Gene Ontology annotation, cellular component: cytoplasm. NCBI's taxonomy places the organism in Eukaryota, Fungi, Ascomycota, Xylonomycetes, Xylonales, Xylonaceae. The transcript has 4 exons. Gene Ontology annotation, biological process: protein phosphorylation. The coding region runs from base 171 to 1160 and encodes 329 amino acids. Gene Ontology annotation, molecular function: ATP binding; protein serine/threonine kinase activity.